Molecule: messenger RNA, 2862 nt
Organism: Micropterus dolomieu (smallmouth bass)
Lineage: Eukaryota; Metazoa; Chordata; Actinopteri; Centrarchiformes; Centrarchidae
Product: glucose-induced degradation protein 4 homolog
Exons: 6
Coding region: 172-861 (229 amino acids)
Biological process (GO): negative regulation of gluconeogenesis; protein catabolic process in the vacuole; proteasome-mediated ubiquitin-dependent protein catabolic process
Cellular component (GO): extrinsic component of membrane; GID complex
Source: RefSeq, a predicted model, not a curated record
UCUCUAAUGAGACGUUGCAGUGUCCCUCCUCAGUGGCAAGUCUGUGGGCUAGCCUGAAAAAUUGAGGAAAGUUUUUGGAUCACGGGGGUUUUGUACAGCGGGCAGACCCUCCUCAUUGUCAGGAAGUUAUCAGUUCUCUGUCCAGCUGUGGUUUGCUCAGUCAGAAAGUUAAUGACGGUUGCUGACGGUGACACAUCUGCGCUCAUCAUGCCUGUCCGAGCAGAGUGCUGCAGUGCCACUGGCCCGGCCUGCCCAUCCUCGGCCUCGCUUGUUCCCCCUGCCCCGAUCAACACCAACCAGCCGGGGGUGGCCACGUCGCUGCUGUACAGCGGCUCACAGUUUCGUGGUUAUCAGAAGAGCAAAGGCAACUCUUACGACGUUGAAGUUGUUUUGCAGCAUGUGACUGCGGAGGACUCAUAUUUGUGUGGAUACCUGAAGAUCAAAGGCCUUACUGAGGAGUAUCCCACUCUCACAACGUUCUUUGCUGGAGAAAUUAUCAGUCAAAAAAGGCCUUUUUUAACAAGGAAGUGGGACGCAGAUGAAGAUGUGGACAGAAAGCACUGGGGCAAGUUUAAGCCUUUUUACAAAUAUGCCAAAAACUUCAACUCGGAUGACUUUGACUAUGAAGCGCUGGACAACAGUGAUUAUGUCUUUAUGAGGUGGAAGGAGCAGUUUCUAGUUCCAGACCACACUAUCAAAGACAUUAGCGGUGCCUCCUUCGCUGGCUUCUAUUACAUCUGCUUCCAGAAGUCCACAGCCACUAUCGAGGGGUACUAUUACCAUAGGAGCUCAGAAUGGUACCAGUCUCUAAACCUAAACCAUGUUCGAGAGCACAGUGUGCCCAUUUAUGAAUUUCGGUGACAAACAGACACGCACACGAGGAUUGAGUCAAGGGAGGGGACUGUCCAUACUGCCCUGCGGUUAAAUAGGACGGGAACGACAGAGAGAGCCCUUUAGUGCCAAGACUGGAGCUGGACCAGUUUUCCUCGCUGCAGGGAAAUAAACAUGUGGUCAGACACUCUUCUGGAGGACCGAAAGAAAGAAAGAAGGCAUGGAGACAGAAGGAGAGUUGAAAGGAAGGAAAAUGAUCAACGACAGAUGGGCAGUUCUUACAGUUACUGCAGGACUGAUGUUUGCCUCGGAUUUCAUUUUUUAUUUUAAUUUGUUGGGUUAUUUUUGGUGUAAUUUCUUUGUGCUCCCAUACGAUCUGUCUUCAUGUAGUUGGGGGACAUCAAAAUAGAUUUCUGUUUUGCCUUAGUGGAGACAUGAAACAUAAUUGCUUUUAAGUUAAGUGCUUCAAAAGAAAAGGGGGUUUGUUCAGUAAAGCUUAAUUUAUUUCUCUUACCUUAAAUAUACGGAUGAUGAUGAUGACGAUGGGGUUAUUGCCGAAAGGUUGCAAAAUAAGCAAUGACGAGCAGCGAUCUACUUUUUAUGCAAGGUCUGUGAGACUGUAAGUUAUGGUUUGAUGCUCAGGGAGGGCAUGUUUGGGCAGUAUGUAUUCAAUAACUGAAAGCCAACAUCGGAGUGUGGGAAUUGGCGGAGUUAGGAUUACAGCGAUAUUGAAGUCCGAACAAGUCCUUUAAUAUCCAAUCAUUUCCAAGCUGCUGCUUUUUCAGAGAAUCUUCUUCAACAAAAAGUCUGCAAAUAGCUUCUAAUCAAAAAUGUCUCUAUGCAAGCCAAAGGUCACUAAUGGGUAGGAUUUACUAAUAUUUAUUUCAGAGUGAUUAUCUUCCAGAGUGAUUUAUUUAUUUUUUUUAAAUCAAGACUGACCUUGAGUGGAAUAAAGUUUUUCGCAAGAAGAAUAAGACUAAAAAAGUAACUAGAUUUAUUUAAUUACAGUAACCAGGUAUUUGAAGUUCAGAUAUGUGACUGUACAUUCCAAAUCAGUUUUAAAAAUGUAAAGACUUUUCAGAAUUUCAGUCACGUAAGAGGCGUCGACAAACAGUAGAAGAAGAACAGAGAUUUUAGGGUACACGUGGAGUUUGAAUGGCUGGAAAAAUGCAGCAAAAGCAAUGCAGUGAUUUUGAAUGUUGAUCUUAAAUCUAGUCUGUGGAUACAGUCUUAGUUUUCUUUAGUUUCAGUCUGUCUGUGGUCACAUUCAGCCGCCACGUUAUUUCUAUUUUCAGAGGCAGUUGAAUAUGGCUGAAUGAGUUUAUUUUUACUGCAUUUUUUUUGUCUUAACCUUUAUAAGAAAGGCACAACAGUUGGACAGAACAUAAAAAGCGUCACACAACAUGCUUUAUCUACAAUGCAUAAUGCUGUUCUGUCCUCAGUGGAACAUAUUAUGUAUAAAAGCACCUUUUUUGGCUCGUGGGAGAAGAGUCUAAAGUAGGAAAGGGUGAUGGAGAAAGAUGCGGUAGGGGAAAAACCUGCUGCCUAACGAUUUUAAAUGUUUGUGAAGCUCCCCUUUUUUAAAAGACCAAUGAUUAGGUUUGUAAUGUUAUAUUUAAACAAAAGCUUGAAAGUAUAUUUGUGUAUUUGUCAGAAACUGCGCAAAGAAUGAAUGAAAGGGUUGAUAUAAUAGUUAUGUGCCGAUUGCAUGUACUCCUUCUGCCUCUCCUCUGUUGCUUAUAGACUUCAGCCAGCUUCGUUGCCUGCAGCAUGGCAAGUUGUGGGAAUACUGUUGGAACUAUCUUUUUUUUUUUUUUUUUUUUUGUGGAUUGGAGAUGUUACAAUCCAAAUGACUCUAAGAUAAUUUCCUUUUUUAAUUUUAAUUACUCAUAUAACGGAGAAGAGAAGAAAAUGUGCAAUGUAAGAAACAUGUUUAUGUGGGGGUAAAAGGUCAGUUUAAAUAAGAUGAUGUGUGAUAAGUCUGCUGUGAGUGCAUUGUGUGAGGAGAAAUAAAGAGUGAACAAUUUCUUA